This is a messenger RNA of Austrofundulus limnaeus, 2499 nucleotides long. RefSeq names its product transmembrane protein 88b-like (gene tmem88bl). The transcript is spliced from 3 exons. Gene Ontology annotation, molecular function: PDZ domain binding. Bases 535 to 1053 code for a protein of 172 amino acids. Lineage: Eukaryota; Metazoa; Chordata; Actinopteri; Cyprinodontiformes; Rivulidae. The record is from RefSeq and is a predicted model, not a curated record. Gene Ontology annotation, cellular component: plasma membrane.
GUAGGAUUUUAAAACUUGGUCAGAUGCAGUUUUUACAGUGUAUUUGUUGUGAUAGUAGCUGAUAGUGCACGCUCCGAGUUCCAAAUGCUCAAGCGAGAUACUUGUGUUGUUUUUCAGGUUUGCGUACUUAAAAAAAAAAAAAAAAAAAAAAAAAAAAACACCGUGCGCGCGAGCCUGAUGGGUCGCUCACUGCCUCGCUGUCGAGGACGCGCGUGUGCAGGAUGAGGACAGACAGGACCUGCACAAACGAAGCACUAACCAAUCCGCUUACUAGUUUUUAUUUUUUGUGUGGGUGGGGUGUCAGCUUCACACAGCUCAGACAGCUGGAUCAGUUCAGCAGCGCUGGGUUCAAGUCCUGUCUGUCUGUCUGUCUGUCUGUCUGUCUGUCUGUCUGUCUGUCUGUCUGUCUGUCUGUCUGUCUGUCUGUCUGUCUGUCUGUCUGUCUGUCUGUCUGUUGUAAGCUCCGCGUCGAUCAGAGGAGGAGAAAUAUCUGACUAAUUCACGGACUGAACUGCGUUAGUUUAUUCAUUCAGGAUGUGUGGCAUGGAUGUGGACCUGGAUGAUGGUGGUCCAGCUGAGGAGGAGGAGGAGGAGUUUUGGAUGGGGGAUGCUGUGAAGAUGCUGCCGCCUCCUGUGGCCCACAGCGAGGGCAGCGCGUGGGGCAGCCGCAGGGGCCGGUGCGGCUGCGUGGCCUGUGGGGCGGUCCUUGUCCUGUGGAACCUGUGUGUCCUGGCAGCUGGAGCUCUGCUGCUGCUUGCUGUCUUCUCUGUGGUCCUGAUGCCUGCGGCGCUGCUGCUCUACGCCGGGUUCCUCUGCCACUCCAGGGUCCUCGACGCCCCCUCCGCCAUCUGCCGCUACCUUGAUGACAACAGCUCCUCCYCCCUCAUCAUCCUGGGCUUCGUGAUGAUGUCGCCCCUCGUGGUGGUGGCGGCGGCCGUCUUCUGUGGGCUGCUCCGGAGGUUUCGCCUCUUGCUUUUCAUUCAGCCGAUUCGGCGGGCCUGGUACAGAGGGAGGCUGCUGGACUGGGGGGGCAGCUUUCACGUCUGGGUCUGAGGGGGGGUGAAGGGUGCUGUGGAGGUGAAGAGUCAAGUUAGAGGGGUGAUGAUUCCUGCUUCUGGACAGUGUUCGGCUCUGAUUGUGCCAUCAGCUGAAAAAGAUGGAGGCUGAAAACUGGGUUGAAAAAAAGCCGGUGCAGUCUCAUGAGACCUGCAGGUUUGAGAGGUUCUGUCAGGUCGAACAGGACUGCACGGUGUCAGCGUAGAUAUUGUGACGUGUGCACGUGCUGUGGUCUCAUGCUGUUUGAAUAACCUGCAGUUUUAUGUCGAACUAAAUGCAUCAAACUCAUUUCUUAUCAUCAAUGUGUAAAAAGAUAAAACCAUAAAAACACUGACCCUCAGUUCAGAGCAGCUGAGUCCGUUUAUUGGCAGGGUCUAAACAAAAUCACAAAUUUAAAAUAAGAAAGGUAUACAUUUUUAUUUUAAAGGAUGCAUAUUUAUGAAGAUCUGAUAGUGCUCAGAGCUAAUACCAAACCUAAUUUAUGUGAGGAAAAUUUUUUUUUCUGUUGUAAGGUUGUAUAGCAGCCAUCUUAAAUCCAGAGUCCAAACAUUAAUCAGCUGUCCAGGGGUUCAUGAGACAUUUUGCCAACAAUUAAACACACAGGUAUUGGCUACAUUUUAAGGUAGCUGAUGAUAAAAGUUCAGGCUGGUUAAUUAUUAAGGCUGCAGAAAAGCUGAGAUGUUUGUGGACUUUCAGCUGUUUGAGUGUCAUUUAUAAUCAUCACAUCAUGUCAGAUCACUGACUGUAACCUGAGUUGGAUCUGAUAAAUUACAAUUUUAGUGUCAUAAUGAGCCAACUAGUUAAAUUAUCUGCUUUGAAAAGCUGUGACAUCACUGUGCUGUUGUGUUUAGUGAAAAAAAUAACCAAUUUUACUAAAAGAGAACUUGGAAAAAAUUACAAAAACUCAAAGAAGUCAGGACCUUUUAAUAAACAUUAUUUUUUUAUUUGGUCUUUAAAUGCAGGUGGACUCUAAUUACCAACUUCAACAACUAGUUUUUCCUGCUAAUUUGAUUAAAAUUACUAUAUUUUAAUAAAUAUAACAAAGUAUAUAACUGUAGUAGAAAUAUUUUACAGAACACCUCAAGGUUUUUUUUAAUAGAAAUCAAAUGUAAACUUCCAGCAUAUAACAGCUUGUUCCUCCGUUUAUAGAUGCAUUUUAUUUUCCAUUUUGUGCUGUUUGUGAUCUGAGACAUGAUGUUUUUCUAACUUCCACACGUCGGCUCAGUUUGUGGUUUGUUUCAAGGAAAAAUAUCUAUAAGCUGACUGUUGUAGGUUUUCUUAGACUUGAAACAUCAAAGAUUAAAUGAUUAAAUGUGAUGAACAGAUGUUCCAGCAGAAUUUCUCUCUUUCUAUUUUUCAAUUUUAUGUUGCUUGUAACAAAGAAACUCAGCUUUAAAGGACAAAACAAACUUUGUUUUAAUUUCACACACACACACACACACA